Molecule: messenger RNA, 762 nt
Organism: Lytechinus variegatus (green sea urchin)
Lineage: Eukaryota; Metazoa; Echinodermata; Echinoidea; Temnopleuroida; Toxopneustidae
Product: putative protein TPRXL
Exons: 1
Coding region: 1-762 (253 amino acids)
Source: RefSeq, a predicted model, not a curated record
AUGAAGAUCAGAAUUCAGAAGAGUCCUGCUUCAGCAGCUCAAACGCAAAUGGGAUCCAGACAGAGUCGUGCUUCUACCACCAUUACUGCAGACACUCAAAGUCCUGAUCUCUUUGAGCCUAACAGUUCUCCUACACACUCUACCAGCUGGUCAAGGCAUCCUCCAAAAAACAGUCUAAGAGGCUCAAUUACCCCAGGCCAAAAAACUCCACUUACCAGGUUGGACAACUCCAUUACCUCUCAACCUAGUGAUUGCUUUGUCCUAUCUCCUACCAACCCUCUAUCAGCCACUUCACCAUGCAAUGUCCCUUCACCUACGCCACUCCUUCGUGCAGGAAAUGCUCGCCACCCCUUUGAGGUACCCUCUAUUCCUACCUCCCAGGGUCCCUCAAGGUCUGCUUCAUCAUAUUCACAGCCCCCCACAAACACUUCUCUGCCACAUCCCAGUAGCAGUGCCUCUGAGCGGAACCCUCCACAUCCUCCUCCUGCCCAAUGUGUGACCACCCAUGCAGCUCCGACUUCAUCAACGCACCGCCCAAACUCAACCCCUUCGGGUUUUCACCAGGGCAGAGCCUCGGCACUGACACAUGCGUCCCUCCUAGAAUCACUCCAAUUUGCCACAUCAAAAGCUCUUUACCUUCUCUCCCACCCAAACUUUCCUCAGGAUCAGGUCGCUCUGUCAAACCUACACGUCCUUCACCAUCAAAUAAUCCAUCUAGCUCAAAGCAGCCUGAGUGCUCUACCUCCUGCUCAAUCAAUGUAG